Messenger RNA from Plasmodium malariae, 1164 nucleotides. Its product is annotated as conserved protein, unknown function. The record is from RefSeq and is a predicted model, not a curated record. The coding region runs from base 1 to 1164 and encodes 387 amino acids. The transcript has 13 exons. Lineage: Eukaryota; Apicomplexa; Aconoidasida; Haemosporida; Plasmodiidae.
AUGUAUGUGCUUUUUAGAGAUCAAAUAAAGAAUGAGGACGAUCAAAAUGACAAUCAGCAAGUAGAACUCAACCUCCAAAAUAAUUUAUCUUCGGAAAAUGAUAACACACUGACCUCCAAAUACUUAAGGAAAGAAAAUAGGAGGUUUAAGCAUAAUUUGAAUGUUUUGGAUAAAUAUAAGCCUCUGUCAAAUAUUCUGGGAAGUACAUACGAACAAAAACUUGAAUUAGCGGCUGACAAGCAAAAUGAGUUAGACAUAUCGAAAAAUAAGAAAAAUGCACAUCCAACGGGAAUUGUAAUAGCGGUCUGUCUUGGUACCGAUUUUCACUUCUCUGCAUUUGUAAAAGAUUUUAAAACGAAUAAUAUAAAUAAUAAUUUUAUCAAAAUAAAAAAAGUGUACAGUGAAGUAAUAUUCUGCUCGGCAUUUGAACAGAAAAAAAUUUUUUUCUUGUUUCGUUUUGGUUGCAUUGUCCUAUGGGAUUUCGACAUAAAGGAGAAGGAAAUAUUAUUUUUAAAUCUGAAGGAUUACUUAAGUGAAGCAUAUACAGAAAAUAACAACGAACUGGACAGCAUGUUUUAUAUCAUGAAUAUUCCGAAUGAUGAUAAUGAACUUAAAAGCAUAAAAGAAGUUGAUAGACGAUCUUUUAAGAUAAAGAAUGAUGUUAUUUAUAUUUACACAAACAAUAUAUUUGAAAAGUUAAGCUACUCGUAUGCAUUUGCCCAGAGCGUAAAGUUAUCAUACUUCGAAAAAGUAGUAGAUGAUACUAUUGACAAGACAAAGAGUAUACCAGAGUGCUUAGCUAGAACGGGAAAGAUACAGUUAAAGAAAAAUGACAUAAGUAAAAAAAUUGGAGAACUGUUUGUGAAUAGAUUUUAUAUUAAUUUGAACACUGAUAUAUUGGACACUCCAGAAAUUUUCUGGGACCACGAUGACUUUACUGACACGUAUGAGCAUUUCCGCAAAUAUCUAGAUAUCUCAAAAAGAGUGGAAAUAUUAAAUCAUAGGUUAGACAUAAUUAAGGAUUUGUACGAUAUGUUACAGAACGAGUUAACGAUUCAGCAUGGCUAUAAGCUAGAAUGGAUAGUGAUAUACUUAAUAUGCAUAGAAGUUAUUAUAGACAUUGUGUGGACAAUCAUUAUUAAGGGGGUCUUUAAGUGGAGCUAA